This is a messenger RNA of Diuraphis noxia (Russian wheat aphid), 1984 nucleotides long. RefSeq names its product arginyltransferase 1 (gene Ate1). The record is from RefSeq and is a predicted model, not a curated record. Gene Ontology annotation, biological process: protein arginylation. Gene Ontology annotation, molecular function: arginyl-tRNA--protein transferase activity. Gene Ontology annotation, cellular component: cytoplasm. Lineage: Eukaryota; Metazoa; Arthropoda; Insecta; Hemiptera; Aphididae.
UAGUUUUCAGAUACGUAUUUUUCAAAACGGAAAUAAAAUCUAAUAUAAUAUUAAUUAAAUUAUUCGUGGACACUUGGAACAGUAGUAGACACUGAGCAAUGUGCGUUGGUACUGUUUAGACAAGAAUAUUAAAAUAAUAAUUAUUGUCACUGUUUGUAAAUGUAGUCUAUUGAUAACGAUUUGGCGUGGGUAUUAAACAUUUUGCUUUAACUCUGUACGGUGAAUACAUUGUACUUUAACUCGUUGAAUUAUUCGGCGACUGGAUUUUUGAUUUUUGAUUCUAAACGUUAUCCCACUGAGUGCGUUAAUAUCUUUUAAAUUUAAUUUAGUUUUCAAGUUGGUUGUUAAUCAUGCAGAUCAAUGACGCAAAAAGCAUAAUAUUUUAUAAUGGGCCAACUAGAAGAUCUUCUUGUGGUUACUGCAAGAAAGAAAAUUCCAGCUUUAGCACUGGAAUGUGGGCUUCAAGUCUUACAGUAGGAGCAUAUCAAGAUAUGAUUGAUCGUGGGUGGCGCCGUGCUGGCAAGUAUUGUUACAAAUCAUCGAUGGAAAAGACUUGUUGUCCACUUUACACUAUCAGAUGUGAUGCUUUAAAUGUUGAGUUAUCAAAGUCCCAGAAAAAAAUUAUAAAAAGAGUAACUACAUUUUUAAAAAAUGGGGAAUGUGAGAAAAAUCCAGUUAAUACUGAAUAUGCUGAAAGAGAGCCCAUCAUGAAAUAUGAAUUAGAAGAUAUACAAAAUCAUGAUGAUAAAAUGAAAAUUACUAACACUGACUUAUUUGACGAAGAUCAAAAUUCUUCUGUUAUUGGUUCUCAUAAUAGUAUUUUAGCUGCUAUAAAUAAAGAAGAUAGCAAAAUGGUUGUACCUCUUAAUUUAAGUUGCAACUCUGAAAUUAAGAAAGAAACCAAAAAAGUUAAGCCUGGCGAAGGAGCUAAUCCAAAUUUGCCGAUUUCAAAAAAAAAAAAAUUAUUACGUAUUCAAAAGAAACUAGCCAAGGAUCCAAAUUUUGUACCUAAAAAUUCAGCCCCUCAACAAAAGUGUUUGGAAGAAUUUAUUGCAGAGAAUGAUUCAGUAUCUACUGGUGAAGAUAAAAAGUUAAGAGUGUCCUUGGUCAAGACCGGUACAGAAGCAUUUGCUCAAACUUUCACUGCUGGAGCUGCCCUAUUUGCCAAAUACCAAAUAGCUGUGCACAACGACAAAGYAGAUGACUGUGAUAUGGAACAAUACUUAUCAUUUCUUGUUGAUUCUCCUUUGAAGGAGGAAAAAUCUAAACAUCCUGAUCAUCCGGGAUAUGGUUCAUUUCAUCAACAAUACUGGCUUGGUGAUAAACUAAUAGCUGUUGGAGUAAUAGAUAUUUUACCAAAAUGUGUAUCAUCUGUAUAUUUAUUUUAUGACCCAGAUUAUCAUAGUUUAGUGUUGGGAACUUAUAGUUCUUUGAGGGAAAUAUAUUUAGUUAGACAAUUGUAUCAAAUGUCCCCAAAUUUGAAGUAUUACUAUAUGGGCUUUUAUAUACACUCUUGCUCAAAAAUGCGCUAUAAGGCAAAAUUUCGACCAUCUUAUCUAUUGUGCCCCCUUAAAUACACAUGGCAUGCAAUUGACAAAUGCAUUCAAAAACUUGAUAAUGAAAAGUAUUCAAUAUUCAACGAGUCUGGUGACAUUCAAGAUGCUGAUAUUUYCACAAUAGAUAAUAUUCCAGUAUUGUAUCGUGGUUCAUUGAUGCCUUAUUCAGCGUUUAAAGUCAUUGGUAAUAACAAAGAUGAAGAAGAACGGGUUCAAGAAUAUAAAUUAUUAAUUGGGCCUAAACUAGCAAAGAAAUUAAUUUACUGCAUUAUGGAUUAAUUAUCAAUAGUUUCCAUCAUUAAAAUAUUGAUCUGAAAUUUUUAACAUUUUAUGAAUUAUGUCAAAAUGUAUUAUUUAUUUAGUUUUCAGUCUUUAUUAUGAAUWAACAUUUAUAUUAUAUACAAUUAUAAAACAUACUAUCAAGUUAA